Vicia faba (fava bean) is the source of this 378-nucleotide messenger RNA. The record is from the annotation of a GenBank genome assembly. Lineage: Eukaryota; Viridiplantae; Streptophyta; Magnoliopsida; Fabales; Fabaceae.
AUGUCCAAAACGAACGUCACACAAAACUACAAUUCCUUCGGCGUCGUCAAUGACCCUAACUCCCUCACUGAUUCUCUUCGAGCUCCUCCUUCUGUCUCCGAUGACCCCAACGAUUCUGGCAGUGACCUCGAAGAAGACGAUUUGAAAUCGGCACUGGGAAAGAGAAGAAGAGAUGGUAAAAGUGCACUUCCUCAACCUUUGACUUCGAUUCAGCGUCUUUAUAUUAGUCGGCUAGUUGAGAAAUAUGGAGCUGAUUUUCAGAGAAUGAUGAUGGAUAUAAAGCUAAAUCCUAUGCAGCAUUCUGUUGCAACUUUAGAGAAAUUGUGUAUGAGCUAUUACAUUUACAAGAACAAGAAUCCUCUUAUUGUUGGAAGAUGA